UGACUGGGAGAAAAAUGAAGAAAGGAUCAUUAAAGAAAAGAAGAAGUUUAGGAAGAAGAGCUUGAAAACUGUGUGAACCACCAAAAAUAGCCUCUCUCCCCCGCGGCGGCGGUUCUCCGGUCAAAAAAUCUCUAAUCGAAAACGGAAAGGUCAAAUAAUGAUAAAGCUUUGGAGAUGGUACCAGAGAUGCCUGACGGUUCAUCCAGUGAAAACGCAGGUCAUUAGCUCCGGCUUCCUCUGGGGAUUCGGCGACGUCACCGCUCAAUACAUCACUCAUUCCACUGCCAAACCUCCUCCUCCUCCUCUUCUUCGUCUCUCCACACCGACACUCUUCUUACAACAAUCAAGAUGUGAGCUUUCAGCGUGGAGAGUAAGUCUCCUACGGUGGAUAGAAGAUAUACUCACAAUAUGUCUUGUGUGUUUUUUAGCUCUCCAUGCUGUUGGUGCACUACUUCCUUGUUCACUACUCACUUUUAUUUUUGGUCCAUUGGACAAGGAUAAAGAGGCAGACAAAGAUGCUGAAUUCAAGGUCAACUGGAAGCGAGUAGCUAUCACGAGCAUGUUCGGGCUUGGUUUCGUCGGACCUGUUGGCCACUUCUGGUACGAAGGGUUGGAUAAAUUCAUAAAACUGAAGCUUCGAUAUGUACCAAAGUCAACACGUUUUGUAGCAGCCAAGGUUGCAAUGGAUGGUCUUAUCUUCGGCCCCAUAGAUCUGCUGGUAUUCUUCACAUACAUGGGGUACGCCACGGGCAAGAACACAUCUGAAGUGAAAGAAGGUCUCAAGAGGGAUUUUCUUCCGGCUCUAGCUCUUGAAGGAGGAGCAUGGCCACUUCUUCAGAUCGCUAACUUCAGAUACGUUCCCGUGCAGUACCAGCUUCUUUACGUCAACAUCUUUUGCCUUAUAGACAGCGCUUUUCUCUCGUGGGUCGACCAACAGAAGGAUGCAGCUUGGAAGCAAUGGUUCACUACUCCGUUUCUAACGCUUAAAGAACGAGGUGGCACUGAUGGAGUAUGAUUCGUUUUUCCAUCUCAACUGAAAACAAAACAGAGUGUAAUUGCGAUUCUCAACAACGACACAGAUUCUUGAAUCAAAAAUAUUAUUUCGUUUUCUAAAGAA
This is a messenger RNA of Brassica napus (rape), 1117 nucleotides long. Its product is annotated as protein Mpv17-like. The coding region runs from base 158 to 1015 and encodes 285 amino acids. The transcript is spliced from 4 exons. Gene Ontology annotation, cellular component: membrane; cytoplasm. The record is from RefSeq and is a predicted model, not a curated record. NCBI's taxonomy places the organism in Eukaryota, Viridiplantae, Streptophyta, Magnoliopsida, Brassicales, Brassicaceae.